Molecule: messenger RNA, 1176 nt
Organism: Corylus avellana
Lineage: Eukaryota; Viridiplantae; Streptophyta; Magnoliopsida; Fagales; Betulaceae
Product: F-box protein At2g26160-like
Molecular function (GO): protein binding
Source: RefSeq, a predicted model, not a curated record
AUGGCUCCAAUUUCCUCCUGGUCGACGGAGCUCCCGGAAGAGCUGCUAGAGAUAAUCUUGAGGCAGCCGACCGAUGCCGUUAAUCUUUACAACUACCGCAACGUGUGUCGGUCAUGGCGGUCGGUUGUGGACAAGGUGUUAGCGUCGUCACCUCCACUCCUACUUGUCUACGAUGAAAAGGGUAUAGAUUGCAUAUGGUUGUUCAAUAUUUUCACCGGCGACUCAAGCUUUUGUAAAAUUCCGAGGUUGCCGAGAAGAAUCCACUCUUGGCAUGGUUGGCUGGCAAUGGAUUUCACCACAUCCAAGAAUCACGCUCACGAUUUGUGUCUCUACAAUCCAUUGUCAAGGGCUCGGAUCGGGCUCCCUACGCUCAUGUUUGAGAACUCUCCUAAUUCCCGGAAUCUCAAGUUUAUUUCAUCAAUAUCUAACCACACAAAUCCAAGUUCAAUUGCUUUAGCUAUUCUAGAGGGCCAAUCUCUUGUUGAAAAAUUGAUGUUUUGGAAACCAGGUGAUGAAGAGUGGACACCCGUUGAUACUCCUUUUGAUUUUGAGACUCCUUUUGGUUUUGUUACUGACAUUAUAGGCUACAAGUGUGGUGGAUUCUGUGCAAUUGACUACUCGGGGAACCUUACACAAUUUGAGUUGAGUCCUGUUCCUCGUGCCAAACAAAUCCAAACUGGAAAAAUUUAUGAUGGUAAUCACAAGGCUCUUUGUCAUGCAUAUUCCUAUCUGGUGGAAUCGCUGUCUGGGGAUCUGUUGCUGGUUAAUAGAUGUUUCUUCCCACAUAAGGAGUUUAAGAUUUACAGAUUGGAUUGGGAGAAGAUGAAGUGGGAUGAGAUGAGGAGCUUGGGUGAUGCAGCAAUUUUCUUGGCUCGUAACCAAUCUGUGUGCAUACGAGCUGAUGAAUCUACCGCAUACAGUCGUAAUUGCAUCUAUUUCACAGAUGAUGUAUCGUUAUUUGAUGACUUCUUCAACAUGCUAAGACUCCGAGAUGAUUUUGGGGUAUACCACAUGGCAAAUAAAACCAUCCAUCGCUUUCCUUGCUUGUUUCAGUGUCACACUGGUUUACGCUACCGAUGGUUGUCUUACACCAAUUUUCCGGCAAUCGGACCAGAUCAGAUGGAACUCCUAAAAAGCAAACCAUCAGAAGAACGCUCCUAUUCUCUUAAGUUAUAG